AUGGAGCAAGGCAGGCAGGGCACCGCAAGGCCGGACAGCCACGUGCUCGAGACGCCCGUCUGGAUGAUUGUCGUCCGGGGCCUCCAGUUCCUCGUGUCGCUCGUGGUUCUCGGCCUGGCCGGGGCCUUGAUGCACGACCUGUACCUCGACGAGUUUGGGCUCUCGGUCGCGACGGCCGUACUCACGUGGUGUGUUCUCUUCUACGCCGUGUCGACGGAGAAGAUGUCGGCGUGGCACGCGGCCUACCACGUCCUGGCCGUGACUGUGCUCGACGGCUUCCUCGUCGUCAUGUGGCUGGCCACGUUUGCCGCCGUGGCCGCCAAGCGAGCCACGUUCAACGUCAACGUCCGGGUCGGCGGGUGCGUCGACGACGGCAGCCUCGUCGGCAGCAAGACGUGCUUCACCAGGCGCCAGCUCGGGAGGCGCGAUAUCCUGUUCAAGAGCGGCAGCGCCAUGAUGAGCGCCAUUGCCGGGCUGGGCGCCCUCCUCUGGCUCAUGUUUAUCGCGACGUUUGUGUGGACCGUCGUCAUGUUCGUCCGCGGCCGCAAGCAGGGCCGCUUUCCCGUCGCCGGAGCCGGCGGCCCCGGCGGCCCCGACAACUACCAGAUGGAGUCCAAGACGGAGCAGGGCGCUCCCGUGAUGCAGCCGCAUCUGCAGCCCGCUCAGCCCUGGCCGACGGGCGACCAUCACGAGUCCCCUCUGAGCCAGAAUCCCACGCCGGCGCCGUACCCGUCUCCCCAGAGCCCGUACCAGCCGCAGUCGCCGUACCAGCCGCCCCACGGCGCCCAGCAGCACGCCCAGUUCAAUCCGCAGUAUCCUUCGUAUCCGGCGCAUGCCCAGCAGGGCAGCGAGCUGUCGGGCACGCCGCUUCCCCAGCAGGCGUACCCUGCGCCGCCCCCGUUGACGACUUCCCCUGGUCCUUAG
Metarhizium album ARSEF 1941 is the source of this 924-nucleotide messenger RNA. RefSeq names its product MARVEL-like domain protein. The record is from RefSeq and is a predicted model, not a curated record. Bases 1 to 924 code for a protein of 307 amino acids. The transcript has 3 exons. NCBI's taxonomy places the organism in Eukaryota, Fungi, Ascomycota, Sordariomycetes, Hypocreales, Clavicipitaceae.